Molecule: messenger RNA, 1232 nt
Organism: Dalotia coriaria
Lineage: Eukaryota; Metazoa; Arthropoda; Insecta; Coleoptera; Staphylinidae
Product: homeobox protein zampogna-like
Exons: 2
Coding region: 135-1085 (316 amino acids)
Biological process (GO): regulation of transcription by RNA polymerase II; cell differentiation
Cellular component (GO): nucleus
Molecular function (GO): DNA-binding transcription factor activity, RNA polymerase II-specific; RNA polymerase II cis-regulatory region sequence-specific DNA binding
Source: RefSeq, a predicted model, not a curated record
UCAGUGGGUGUACACUCGCGCGUCCCGAUUCAAUCACCCACUCGUCGCGCGACGCGCUCAUUUCGCGCCGGGGUUUGUCCUGCGACGCACGCUCCCGCAACCCAACUCACAGUGAAACCAUCAAAUCAUCAACAAUGGAAGUGGACAGUGCUAAUAAUGAAAACAACAACAACAACAAUAAUAAAUUAUCAGUUACACCAUUCUCCAUCAAUGACAUCCUAAGUGGUAACCGGAAGUCACCGGAAACAAAAUUAAAUCUCGAGGAUACAGCCAUGGAUGAUCAGGAUCACGAAGAUAUCAUGGAGUUGAAUGUUGUGAGUGACAGCAGUGAUGAAAACGAAGAGAAAGCCAUCGAUAUGCGUAAAAUCAGCGCCAUUUCCGGUUUCACCAAAGAUCGUUUUUAUUCUUCGUCAACAUUCGCUGAUUACCAUCAACACUACGAGUCAUUACCUAUGGACCGCGUCCAAUCAUCACACGCCAGUGGUAGUGGUAGUAAUGCUGUUGCUUCAUCAUCUUCUUCACCCUCGGCGGCGGCGCGGAAGAAGCGUUCACGCGCCGCCUUCACCCACGCGCAGGUGUUCGAAUUGGAGCGUCGUUUCAGCCAGCAGAGAUAUCUCAGUGGACCCGAGCGGGCCGACCUUGCGCAAGCUUUAAAACUCACCGAAACACAAGUGAAGAUCUGGUACCAGAACAGACGCUACAAAACCAAGCGCAAAGCACUCCAGCUUCAAGAGAGUACGUUGCUCAAUCAGAAUGCGCGUAAAGUGGCGGUUAAAGUCCUGGUCAAGGAUGAUAUGCCGAUAUUCUUACAGCAUCAGAAGCCCAUGUAUAAUAAGAGCUUCUAUCCGGGUGCGACGGAAGCUUUCUACGAACGGUUUAAUAAUAUCAACGGAUUGAAGUAUGGGAAAUCGUUACAGGAAUCUAUGAUGUCACUUUGUCAACAAUAUGGCGGCGGGAUGCAUCAGUUAUUCCCGUAUUUUAAUUAUUAUCAUCCUGGGGGUGGUGGUGGGGGUAGUGUUGGGUUAAAUUCACAAGUUGGGAGCUCAGGGGAGGAUCCAACUGAUGUUGAACAUUCUAGUAAUUAAUUUUUAGGUUAUGUAUUGAAUAAACCAAAGGAAUAACCAAAGCAAUUUUAAUUUUUAGUGAAUUAGAGUUUAAUCACUUUGUAUAUAAAGUUUAGGCACUGAUUAUUACUUAGACUGUUUAAUAUUUAAUUUGUUGAUAUUGUGAAC